GAAUCUAUUGUAAUUGUGUGGUAACAGAUUUUUCAGUGGAGCGGAGGAGGGAAAGAAGCUAUUAUACGCUUGUCGUCUUUCUCUUCGUCGAUUUUGUCUUGUUUUCCAAGAAAGUAGUUCUAUUCCCAGGAUGGCAGAUUGAUGUCUUGUUGUAUUGAAUUGGAUUUGAUGAAGAUUUAAGUGUAUUAUAGUAUACAAAAGCAAAGCAAGGCCUCUCUCACUCUCUUUCUCUUGAGUGUCGUGAUAUUUUUGAUGGCACAAAUUACAGUGCAAGGGCGGAUUAAGCCUCUUGUGAAUGGCGAAGGAAUGGUGUGGGAUCCUAAAGAUCCCGGUUACCACCAGCACCACCACCUCCACAACCUUGUGAGAGGCAUCGCUCCUUCUCCCCCGGGAUUUCGUAAGCGCAAGCUCAGGAUCCAAGGUACUAAUUCCACCAAACUAUUUGCAUCGUCGUCAUCUGGCAGAAAAUCCCAACAUUCUAAUGUGGAGGCGAGCUUAACAGUUGGGAGUGAUGGAAUCCAUGACAACGAGUUCGAAGGAGGCGACGAACUCUCUUGCUUCAGAGGGUUGGUCCUGGACAUCUCUUACAGGCCUGUCAAUGUUGUCUGCUGGAAGCGUGCCAUUUGUUUGGAAUUCAUGGAAAAGGCUGAUGUUCUAGAAUACUAUGAUCAGACUGUAAACUCUCCCAGUGGAUCCUUCUACAUACCAGCUGUGCUAAGGGUCCCUCAUUUACUGCAAGUUGUCAAGAGAAGUAGAAUCAGAAACAGUCUAAGUCGUAAAAAUAUUUUUUACCGAGACAAUUUCACUUGUCAGUACUGUUCAUUGCGUGAAAAUUUGACCAUUGAUCAUGUUCUACCAAUGGCACGUGGUGGGGAAUGGAAGUGGGAAAAUCUGGUUACUGCCUGUUCCAAAUGCAAUUCAAAAAAGGGUCAGAAAACCUUAGAGGAAGCAAAUAUGAAGCUACUUAAGGUCCCUAAGGCCCCCAAAGACUAUGACAUACUUGCCAUACCACUGACAAGCACCGCUAUAAAGAUGUUGAGAUCAAGAAAGGGGACUCCAGAAGAGUGGCGCCAGUACCUAUGAAAGUCAUCUUCAGAGCCGUGAAGUCAAAUCUCUAUCCUGCACUUUGAUUUGCUUUGUCAUUGAUCGUGAAAGAACUUAUUGAUUUCAAUUUUGCAAUUUUCAGAAAGAUCUCCUGUAUGCUCCUAGAAGAUUUAAGAGAUCCAGUGGCAUAUGAGGUUCUGGAUACUCUGGUAAAUUAUGUUAGAGUCACAACUACUUAGGAUUUCCUUGAAAUGUAUCCUUCAUUGCCUUUUGCUGCCUCUCUCCCUCUCUGGGGUCACAAAUUGUGAUGUCAACUUAGUCUCUUGCCACGUUCUCUUUUCCCUGCACGGUCUUAUUAUAACCUUCAUUAAUAAGCAAAUUUCUCAUCUUUAUGCUGCAAUUAUUGAUCUUCA
Diospyros lotus (date-plum) is the source of this 1457-nucleotide messenger RNA. RefSeq lists its product as uncharacterized. Lineage: Eukaryota; Viridiplantae; Streptophyta; Magnoliopsida; Ericales; Ebenaceae. The coding region runs from base 253 to 1083 and encodes 276 amino acids. The record is from RefSeq and is a predicted model, not a curated record. The transcript has 8 exons.